Messenger RNA from Tripterygium wilfordii, 1578 nucleotides. RefSeq names its product calumenin-like. Gene Ontology annotation, molecular function: calcium ion binding. Gene Ontology annotation, cellular component: endoplasmic reticulum. The record is from RefSeq and is a predicted model, not a curated record. Bases 160 to 1275 code for a protein of 371 amino acids. The transcript has 7 exons. NCBI's taxonomy places the organism in Eukaryota, Viridiplantae, Streptophyta, Magnoliopsida, Celastrales, Celastraceae.
UUGCUGGUUUGUAAAGCUGGCAUUUGAAAUUGUCAACUACGGCUAAUUGAGUCCAAACUGUCCACUACUACUGUCUUCCUGUCUGUCUUAAGUCUAAACCAUGGUGCGUCCCUGUCUCUAAAAAGUCAUCAUAGAUCUCUAACGAAUCCAUAUCCUGCAAUGGAGAAGCUCUCCGUGAUCGCCUACAUAACAGUGGCACUGCUGCUACUGAUGCUCAUCUCUCACUCUCCUAAGUCCUCCAGCCGCCAACUUCGCCACCGCCGCCUCAAAAUUCGUAAUUCGUUUAAUUUCACCGACCCCGCCCAUCACGACUCGGUCGCAUUUGACCCCCUUGUUGCCGAAAUCGAGCGCCACCGUGAGGACAAACUGUGGGAUCGCCGGCACCUCGAACACGCUUACCCGGAACUCGUUCACGACUCAGCCCCAGGCGCGGAGUCACAGCCCGAAUGGGGGGAGUACAUGGACGCUGAGGAUUACUUGAAUGAUGAGGAUAAAUUCAAUGUCACUCAAAGGUUGAUCUUGCUUUUUCCGAAUAUUGAUUUCAACCCUGCUGAUGGUUUCGUGGCUGAAGAUGAAUUGACUGAGUGGCACUUGAAGCAGUCUGAGAAGGAAAUCCUGCUCAGCGCACAAAGAGAGAUGGAAAUUCAUGAUAAAGAUCAUGAUGGGUUCAUUUCGUUCUCUGAGUAUGAGCCUCCCAGUUGGGUUCACAACCCAAAUGCGGAUUUAGGCUAUGAUAGUGGUUGGUGGACAGAAGAACAUUUCAAUGCAUCAGAUGCAGAUGGAAAUGGUCUUUUGAAUUUAACUGAGUUCAAUGACUUUUCGCAUCCAGCAGACAGCAAGAACCCGAAGUUACAUAACUGGCUGUGCAAGGAAGAAGUAAGGGAGAGAGAUUCUGACAAAGAUGGUAAGCUUAACUUCAAAGAAUUUUUCAAUGGGCUCUUUGACUUGGUAAGGAACUAUGAUGAAGAUUGCCACAAUGCUUCACAUGUAUCUGAUGAUUUAGUCGAGGCCCCAGCGAAAGUAUUGUUUAAGCAGCUGGACAGAGACGGUGAUGGAUACUUGUCAGAUGUAGAGCUGCUUCCUGUGAUCGAAAAAAUUCAUCCGUCGGAGCGUUACUAUGCUAAACAACAUGCGGCUUACAUGAUAUCACAGGCAGAUAAUGACAAAGAUGGGCGUCUAACAUUGGCAGAGAUGAUUGAGAACCCAUACGUUUUUUACGCUGCUAUCUUCAAGGAUGAUGACGACGAUUUUGAAUACCAUGACGAGCUGCGCUAACUUGGUUCCCAGUAAGAAAAACCAUUCCAUUUGCUUGACAUAACUUCAUACUUGCAGGAUACCAAGGAAACAAUGGCAGGAUUAAAAGAUUCUAGUAGCAAGAAUUCAACACUGUAAGAGUUAUUCUUCAUUCAAGGUCACAUACAACACUGGGUGAGCAUUCUUCACAAUAUACCCAUAAUGUCUUUGUCGUGUAAUUUUGUAGCAUUAGUCAUGUACAGUGCCUCACAUAUUUUUCUCCAUCUCAGUACAGAUUGUGAGAGAAUUUAUUAAUUUAUGGUUGCCAGGUACCAACUUUCUUGG